GCUCUUUCACAAAACUAACUUGUAUGUGUAUGUAUUCGUAGCUAAGCCGCGAUCGCGAACGAAUCUUGCAAAGUUCAGUCGCGUGAAGUACCGAGUGAUCAGUUAUCUUUGCGAAUACCUCUUUCCCGCGGUGAAUGACAGUGAAUAUCACUUUGGAACUACCAAUUAUUUUUCUUAUUGACCAGACGGAUCAAGGAUAUACCUGACAACCCAAAGUGAAAUGUACAAAAUAUGGUUCGUCUUAGCGGUAGUGGUGUUUUACUUAGGAAUUGAUGUUACUCCCCUAGAAAAUGGUCUCGCCAGAACUCCACCAAUGGGAUGGUUGGCUUGGGAGCGGUUCCGAUGCAAUACAGAUUGUAAAAAUGAUCCUGAAAACUGUAUUAGCGAGAAUCUCUUCAGAACAAUGGCCGACAUCCUCGUUAACGAGGGUUACGCCAGCGUUGGCUACGAAUACAUUAACGUCGAUGACUGCUGGUUGGAGAAAGAUAGGAGCGUCUAUGGGGAGUUGGUUCCCGACAGAGUGAGGUUCCCGAGAGGAAUGAAAUCUUUAGCUGAUUAUGUUCAUUCCAAAGGUCUUAAGUUCGGUAUCUACGAGGAUUACGGUAAUUACACUUGCGCUGGUUAUCCCGGUGUUUUAGGUAGUCUUCAAAGAGAUGCAGAAACAUUUGCGUCAUGGGAUGUAGACUACGUGAAACUAGAUGGAUGUUACGCCCAUCCAAGAGAUAUGGACAGGGGAUAUCCAGAAUUCGGUUUUCACCUAAAUAGAACUGGCCGGGCAAUGAUCUACUCAUGCAGUUGGCCAGUAUACCAAAUAUAUGCGGGUAUGUCUCCAAACUUCUCUGCAAUCAUUGAGCACUGCAACAUGUGGCGAAAUUUCGACGACAUACAAGACUCGUGGACUAGUGUUGAAAGCAUCAUCGACUACUACGGCAAUAACCAAGACGUCCUUAUUGCCAACGCUGGUCCAGGACACUGGAAUGAUCCCGAUAUGCUCAUCAUCGGUAAUUUCGGGCUUAGUUAUGAACAGAGCAAGACUCAGAUGGCCAUCUGGGCCAUCUUGGCAGCUCCGCUUCUAAUGUCAGUAGAUUUAAGGACUAUAAGGCCAGAGUACAAAGCCAUAUUACAAAAUAGGAAAAUUAUAGCAGUAGAUCAAGAUCCACUAGGGAUACAAGGAAGAAGAAUAUAUAAACACAAGGGAAUAGAAAUUUGGUCAAGACCAAUAACUCCACUAUACCAAAGUUAUUUCUCCUAUGCCAUAGCUUUUGUUAACAGAAGGACUGACGGUACGCCUUCAGAUGUAGCUGUAACUCUUAAAGAGUUGGGAUUGACGUCUCCUACCGGUUAUAGAGUAGAAGAUUUAUACGAAGACGUAGACUACGGUGUAUUGUCACCCCAAACCAAAAUAAAAGUGAAAGUCAAUCCAUCAGGUGUUGUGAUAUUAAGAGCUGAUGUUCAAGCAGACUUCAACCGAAGAAUACCAUUCUUUACGACUCAACGACCGUUCAGCAGUAGUCCUCUAAACCAAGUGUUCAGGGUACGCGAAAAUGGUUUUAAAUAGAUUUUGUUACACGUUCGUGCUUAAGUAAAUUAUUAAUUUAGUUAGGAAUGAUUGUAAUAUAUUUUUAAAAACAAAUUGUUAAAAUUA
Messenger RNA from Diabrotica virgifera virgifera (western corn rootworm), 1645 nucleotides. RefSeq names its product alpha-N-acetylgalactosaminidase. The transcript is spliced from 9 exons. Gene Ontology annotation, biological process: glycoside catabolic process; oligosaccharide metabolic process; glycosylceramide catabolic process. Gene Ontology annotation, molecular function: alpha-galactosidase activity. Gene Ontology annotation, cellular component: cytoplasm. Lineage: Eukaryota; Metazoa; Arthropoda; Insecta; Coleoptera; Chrysomelidae. The record is from RefSeq and is a predicted model, not a curated record. The coding region runs from base 221 to 1558 and encodes 445 amino acids.